AUGACCCUCGACCAAAACCUCUUCACCCUCCAGAUUAAACCCAGCCCCACUGACCCAACUCUUGUCGACCUCGCCGACCCCUCUGGGAAUGUAUUCUAUCGCAAAGAACGAAGCACUGGGGUUGGUUACAACGUGUCUCUAUAUGAUUUCAUCACCCAGUCCGUACUAGUAACUGCCACCGCCCCAAGCCCAACCGGAAAAGUCAAAAUCAUCGAACUACAAAACCCCUCGGUUCCAGUCGAGUUUAAGGCUUCUGGUACGUUUUCUGUGAAGUGGGCGUUUUCAUGGAAAGGCCACGAAUUCGAAUGGAAACGUGAAGAAGAAUGUUACAUCAUCCGUAAACCUGAUCCCCCAGUAUUGAUCGCAAUAACCACCCGAAAAGAAUCCAACCGGAUACAAUCUGCGACUGUGCAGAUUUUGGAUUAUAAUCUUGAUCGAUUUGAAAUUGAAGAUCGAAAAGGGCUUGAGCUUGUCAUCCUCACAGCUCUAUUAACAUUCCUCGAUUCUGCGGAUGUGAAUUUUCCGAACAUGAUGGUAAACGAUGAACGAUCGCCAGUACCGGGGGUAAUACCACCACCACCACCAGGAGGGGGUCGCAGAAAGUCGAUGUGGACAGCACUGUCACCGUUUGGUAGCAAUUCGAGACAGUCGGUGGUGGUAACGCCUGCACCGACGCCACCUGCGGAAAGCACUACUGGUCUCACUUCGUCUUCUUCAGCUAUAUCAAGGUCGCGCACGAAAAGCUCUCCAGGUCCACUUGACAAACCGCAUAACGCAUCUGCUGUUCUGCCUCCUACCACCGCUGCGCACGUACAUCAUCGUCCUUUUUCUGCAUCCUCAAGAUCACGUUCUAAUUUUAUCCCGUCGUCCUCGAGAAUGGAAUCAAACAACAAACCCGCCCCUCCUACUCAGCCUCUGACACCUCCUCCUCCACCUCCUCUACACUCAUCUCCACCUAUUCAUCCGACUCUCACGGACCAUCAUAAUCACCAUGCUGACCGUCACAAUGAUACUUCUACUAGUAUCAGACCGCGGAGAGCAACCUCGUCCGGGGUGGAUCUCAUCGCCCAGUUACUCGCUCCCCGGCACGUAAUUCACGAGAUUACAGUAUAUGAAGAAGGUGGAAUCGAGGAUUAUGCGAAGUUUUGCUGGAGGUUGCUUCGGGACGAAGCAAUAGCGUUCAUCACUAUCUGCUCAGGACACAGUUCCCAAGUUCAAAAAGUCCUGGAGGUGGUAGAAGCUACAAAGAGACUUCGGUUCGAAAAAGGACCUUGCAUCGAAUUAUUACAAUUCGUCGCAUAUUACCCACUCCCUGGGGGAACUACACUACAACAACGCCUCGAAGACAAAGCGAGGAUCGCGAAUAUGAGUCCAAAGGAAGUUAAGAAGAGCCAGAAGAAGAAGGAGAAGGAGGAGGAGAAAAAGAAGAGGCGAUUGGAUGCUGCAAAAUCGAAGAAAGGCAAGGCGAAGGAUAACGACAAUGACCCCGCGAACGCCGAACUCGAUGUGGAACCGGAAACGGAAACAGUCCACCCACAUAUCCCUCCGAAAAGCGUUAAUGUGAGGUUAACAAAGGUCGAAGUUGGGAAACUCACCCGGAUAAACUCACUUGCACUUCCGGAGGUGGGUCAAGCUACUGCUACUACACCGGAAGAGAAGACUAAAAGUACCAAAGGGAAUAUGAGACUCAAAAGCCUGCAGCCCACGGUGGAAGUCAUCAAUACGUUCAUGCCCCCGCUCUCUUCUUCUGCUCUUCGUCCUUUUCAGAUCCUAGAUUCCUCGUCCAACAAGCGGAAAUACCUACAAGAUCCUGCUUUACUUAGUAAUGCUGCUCCUGUCUCGAAUGCACGACAACAGCAGCAGCGUCCGUCUCCCAAUCAGAACAGAAAUAGCAGACGUUCAGGUUCAGGGGCGGCUUUGCCCAGUCCAUCGAGUUCUUCUUCAUCGCAUAAUCCUCCUCCUCAUCAUCAUCAUCCUAAUCAUUAUCAUCGCAAAUCAGUCACUGGCUCGGGUGCAGGAAGCUCUGCGCGGGGUAACACCAACUCUCAGGUCGAGCUCAGUGCGACUUCCAUCCUGCCCAGGACUGGGUCUGUAUCAAGCACCAUGCAAAGGGUGUCAGCAGUUUCCCGGCCUGAACUGGGUGUGCCGCAUCCUGCGAACGCCUCUGCUGCGACGUCGUCGUCGUAUCCUACAUCAUCUUCAACGAGUCCGCAUAUCAUAAUACAUGCACAGACUAGUUCAUCCGCCCCACUAUCUUCUUCCUCUUCCCCCGCACUUUCUUCUCCCCCUGCACUUCGUCCUCCUCCUCUACCACCACGACGAUCCCAGGGUAUGCUGAAGCCUGAUAGUAAGAAUGACUUGGGAGCCGCGGAGGUCACGGAUCAACGACAAGGCAUACAGUUCGAAGAACUGCUUGUGGCAGGACCUAGUACACUUACUACUGGCAGUGGACCAGGCCCCAAUCAAGCUCCGCCGUCUUAUUCUGAAUUGCUCAUGGAGGAUGAGUUUCCGGUUAAUUUUUGA
Molecule: messenger RNA, 2523 nt
Organism: Lentinula edodes (shiitake mushroom)
Lineage: Eukaryota; Fungi; Basidiomycota; Agaricomycetes; Agaricales; Omphalotaceae
Exons: 8
Coding region: 1-2523 (840 amino acids)
Source: RefSeq, a predicted model, not a curated record